CACAGAACUCAUGCGCCGGGUCCGCAGGUUCCAGAUUGCCCAGUACAAAUGCCUCGUGAUCAAGUACGCCAAGGACACUCGUUACUGCGCCAAUGGGGUCUCCACGCAUGACAGGAAUACCAUGGAGGCUCUUUCAGCCUGUUAUCUCAGAGACGUGCAGCAGGAGGCGCUUGGUUCAGCUGUGAUUGGUAUUGAUGAAGGCCAGUUUUUCCCAGACAUUGUGGAGUUCUGCGAGGCAAUGGCCAAUGCAGGGAAGACUGUAAUCGUUGCUGCCCUCGAUGGGACCUUCCAGAGGAAGGCAUUUGGGAGCAUCCUGAACCUGGUCCCCUUGGCAGAGAGUGUAGUGAAGCUGAAUGCUGUAUGCAUGGAGUGUUACCGGGAGGCUUCAUACACAAAGAGGCUGGGCUCUGAGAGGGAGGUUGAAGUCAUUGGAGGGUCAGACAAGUAUCACUCUGUCUGCCGUGUCUGCUACUUCAGGAAGCGACCUCAGCAGGCUGGGCCAGAAAACAAAGAGAACCUGCCUGUGGGGGCCAAACAGGUGGAUAUUCUAGCCUCCCGAAAGGUCCUGGCUUCGCGACAGAUGCCGUGGAGCACAGCAAACUGAGCAGGGGAGGCAAGAGAUUACAACUUUGGGGCUUCUUUAAAGCUGACUUUCCCCUCUGUUCAGCCUGGAGCUGUCUCAUGGCCUCCCAAAGCUACCUGCCAAACCUAACUGCUGCUUGUGUGUGCUGAGCUACAAAGAACCAGGCAAGCCUCCACCUAGAAGGGACAAAAGGGGAGAACAAUGACAAACAGGAGUCAGGCAAGCAACCAAGGGGAAAGUCCUCCGCCAUGGGAUGUGGGCAAGAAAUUGGAGGCACUUACUGAGGCAGCCACACUGCAACAGACCCUUGUCCCUGGGUAUGGGACUUCCCAAUACACCCAUCUGUCCAGGCUUCUGAGUAGUGAUUUUUUCCAACUCAUGGUAAUCCCUCUCUAGUGCUUUUGACCUCCCUCCCUGACACUGUUGCUGGCUUCUGCUUGUGUUCUUACGGACCUUGCCUGUUCCUAACCAGCUCAUGGGUCUGACUUGCUGCCUGGGAUGGCCUGUCCCUAGGUGGCACUGAGACAGGAGAACCUCAUUGCUUUAGCCCCUUCAUUAUAUUGCCUCUUACUCUAUUCUAAGGUGAAGGGCCUCAGUCCUCCCAUCCCUAUUAGUGUCGUGUCUUCUGCUAUCACUGUACCACAGCCAUUAUCUUCCCUCCCGAAUAUCCGUUUCUCCUCUAACAAUGCUUAUGUGCAGCUGCCUCCACCCCCCUCUCUGGCAGGCAGCUGUAAUUAGUUCUCCCCUCCCCCAUUGCACUUCAGUGGCUGUCCAAUUUAAGAUGGUUUCUCCAAUUAUACGCGCUAAGUGACUGAGUUGCUCUAAAUCAGGGCUGUUCCAUUCCAAGGGUUUUUACUGUUACCAGCAGUGGAGGUAGCCUUGAUGGGUUGAUUUGGAGGGUUAGGUGGGGGUUCUGUUUUUAGUUUCAGCUGUCCUAACUCAGAGUGAGGCUCUGCUCCUCCCUGCAUCUACCCUAAUGAGGGUGGAGAAUGGACCCCCUGGCUGGAGGGUGACUAAGCUCUGAACACAGACAAGCUGACGACAAUGCUCUCCUGAGGUGAGGUGGAGCUGGGGCUGAUGUUAAAGGGCAGCAUCUGCUUCAGUGGAGUCUAGUUCUGCUAAUACCACUGUGCACAGCUGCUUACUUGCCUAAGAGGAGUUUGCAGACAGUGGGUCUAAAAGCCCUGUGUCCCGAUCGAAAGGAUGUGCUGUGUGUCUAGUAGAUUAGUGCAGGCAGGGGUUUUGAGUAGCAUUGCUGGUGAGUGCCCCACCCCUUAUUGUGUAGUAAAUCUGAAAACUACCUCUACUGAGCACUAUUUUAAUCUCCCAGACAGAUGUCCCUGUGCUGUCCUAAGAACCAGAUGUUUCAGUGAGGGUCUCUAGAAGGUAACAGGCAGAUGAUCUCCACUUUGACUUAAAUUUCUUCCUGUGUCCUUGGCAAAUCUUCUCGUCACCUUUCUCUAUAAGGCCUGGGAUCAUUCCUGGCUGCUUCCUAACUGCCGUAACAGCUUGUUGGCCAGAGCCCUUUCCCUAAGGUGGAUGUAGCAUUUUGAUGGGUGUGCUGGGAGGGCCUAGCACCUCUUCCCUUCCUUGGAGAAUGAGCCAGCUGCUCUAACCUCCUUUCCUGCAGCCCAGGCUGUCUGUUUUGUGACAGAAGGCCCUCUGUUAACCACUGGCCUGCACCAGGAAGUUCUCCUCAGUCCCAUUUCCCCCACCCCUUAGAGCAGCUGCAUUGAUCCUAACCCCAAUAGGGCCUGGAAGCAGCAAGCUUGACCACCUGUAUUAAGUUCACCUGCCAGGUGUAGGAGGGCUGCUGCUAAUUUUAAAUGCUUCUAUUGCUGCUUGGGGGGG
This is a messenger RNA of Trachemys scripta elegans, 2434 nucleotides long. It is a transcript of the gene TK1, whose product is annotated as thymidine kinase 1. Gene Ontology annotation, biological process: thymidine metabolic process. The record is from RefSeq and is a predicted model, not a curated record. Gene Ontology annotation, molecular function: ATP binding; thymidine kinase activity. Lineage: Eukaryota; Metazoa; Chordata; Testudines; Emydidae.